GGAGGUUCCCGGUGCUUUCCCGGUACCGGGCGGAGCGGGGCCCCGGGAGCAGCAGGUUCCCGGUGCCGGGCGGAGCGGAGCCCCGGGAGCAGGAGGUUCCCCGGUACCGGUACCGGGCGGAGCGGGGCCCCGGGAGCAGGAGGUUCCCGGUGCUGUCCCGGUACCGGGCGGAGCGGAGCCCCGGGAGCAGGAGGUUCCCGGUACCGGGCGGAGCGGAGCCCCGGGAGCAGCAGGUUCCCGGUGCUGUCCCGGUACCGGGCGGAGCGGAGCCCCGGGAGCAGGAGGUUCCCGGUGCUUUCCCGGUACCGGGCGGAGCGGGGCCCCGGGAGCAGGAGGUUCCCGGUGCUUUCCCGGUACCGGGCGGAGCGGGGCCCCGGGAGCAGGAGGUUCCCGGUGGUUUCCCGGUACCGGGCGGAGUGGAGCCCCAGGAGCAGGAGGUUCCCGGUGCCGGUACCGGGCGGAGCGGGGCCCCGGGAGCAGGAGGUUCCCGGUACCGGGCGGAGCGGGGCCCCGGGAGCAGGAGGUUCCCGGUGGUUUCCCGGUACCGGGCGGAGCGGGGCCCCGGGAGCAGGAGGUUCCCGGUGCUUUCCCGGUACCGGGCGGAGCGGGACGAGCCGCGGGGCCCCGGCGGGGGCGGGGGGAGCAGGACCCGGCCCCGGGCUCUGCCCCCGGCUCUCUCCCGGGACUCCCGCUCGUUUCGAUUUCGUUUUUCGCCGGGAUCGCGGCGCGGGGACGGGAGCGGAGCGCUGCGGGCUCCGCUCGCACCGGGCCGGCCACCGGCCAUGCAGGGCAAAGUGACCAUCAGCUCCUCCAGCCCCGUGGUGGCCGUGUCAGUACCACCCCCACCCCAGGCCAGACCCUCGCCCAUCAGCACUGGGCAGAUCUUCAGGCUUCCAGGGAGGCUGAGAAUCCAGCCCUCCCUGUGGAGCAAGGAUGAUGUGAUGCACUGGCUGCGAUGGGCUGAGAGGGAAUAUUCCCUGCGGCCCACUGAGCAGAGCAGCUUCGAAAUGAACGGCAAAGCCUUGUGCAUCCUCACCAAGGAGGACUUCAGACACCGAGCCCCCAGCUCAGGGGAUGUGCUUUAUGAAAUACUCCAGUUCAUUAAAACUCAGAGAAGAGCUCUGGUGUGCAGCCCCUUGCUGAACUCACCCUUCAGGAAAGCCAGGAGCACAGAGGAAGGUGCAGACUGCAGUGCUGAGGCUGCCCCAGCUGUUUCCUCGUGGCUGGGCUGUGCAGAGCAGCCCCUGUUCCACAGCCACACGCAGCCACUGAACCUCUCCCCCCACAGCUCAGAGAGUAGCUGCAGGCCAGGUGCCAUCUGCUCCUUUCCUGCUACCCUGUCGGCCCCAGUGGAUGGGAAAAUUGCAGACUGCAGGCUGCUCUGGGAGUUCGUGUACCGGCUGCUGGCCGACCGCCGCUACGAGCCCUACAUCCGGUGGGAGGACAGGGAGGCCAAGGUGUUCCGCGUCGUCAACCCCAACGGGCUGGCCCAGCUCUGGGGCAGCCACAAGAACCGGAUGAACAUGACCUAUGAGAAGAUGUCACGAGCUCUCAGACACUACUACAAACUCAACAUCAUCAAAAAGGAGCCAGGGCAGAAGCUGUUGUUCAGGUUUUUGAGGACUCCUGGGGAGGCUGUCCAUGAGAAAUCCAGCAAACUGGAGCAGCUGGAGAAUGAGGACCAUGAAGAUUUGAAGGAAGACCCAGUGGAGGUUUCACCUCAGUAAAUCUUUGGAGGCUUCACUUGAGUGCAUCCCAGGGACCCUUGUGCUUUGCUGGGCAGUGCUGGUGUCUCUUGCCUCUCCUGGACAGAAGGACAGAGCUGGCCUGGAUUUCAAAGCCUGCUGUGAGCCAAAGCUGGGCCAUCUCUGGGGCUUCUUUAGCAAAGCACACCCAGAAGGUGUCCCCCAGCCCCAAGGCACAGGGGGAUGUGUGGGCUGGUCUUCUGCUGGUUCCUCUCCUGCUCUUUGGGAGGGAAUGGGAUAUUUUUGCUCUGAAAUUUUGAUGCUUGUCUUUAAGGUCCAAACCUGUGGCAAAGAUCCCUCUGUUCUUCCAGGGAGAUGAACAGAGCAGGAGUUUGGGCUGAGCACCUGCUGCUCUGCUCGGGCAGUGGGAGCUGUGAGCGAGGGCACCUUGCAAACCUGGUGCGUGCUGGAAUCUCUGCUCCUGGGAUUAAGGUUUGGAGUGUGCUGAAAUACCUGCCUGGAUCAGGCCUGGCUGAAGCUCCAUGGUUGCCCAUAGCUGGUAUUCACUUUAAAUCCUUUCUCUCCAGCUAAUGACUUUUGUAAUUAAUUUUGUGAUUAAAUAAUGUGAAAAGAAACAAAGCCAGUAACAAAUAUGACCCCACCCGUGGUCAGAUAUGUGAUUAUUUGUUUUGAGUUUGAAGCAGGAAUAGCUGAAGUGAACAGAGUGUCUGUAUGUGAGUGUGUGAAAACAGAAAAUACCCACUACUAUUUUCACUUUGCUUUCCACAGAGGAAAUAAAAUGCUGUGACCGUAA
Agelaius phoeniceus (red-winged blackbird) is the source of this 2499-nucleotide messenger RNA. RefSeq names its product ETS variant transcription factor 7 (gene ETV7). Lineage: Eukaryota; Metazoa; Chordata; Aves; Passeriformes; Icteridae. Gene Ontology annotation, molecular function: sequence-specific DNA binding; DNA-binding transcription factor activity, RNA polymerase II-specific. Gene Ontology annotation, cellular component: nucleus. The record is from RefSeq and is a predicted model, not a curated record. Gene Ontology annotation, biological process: regulation of transcription by RNA polymerase II; cell differentiation.